Messenger RNA from Cladophialophora immunda, 1399 nucleotides. RefSeq lists its product as uncharacterized. NCBI's taxonomy places the organism in Eukaryota, Fungi, Ascomycota, Eurotiomycetes, Chaetothyriales, Herpotrichiellaceae. The transcript is spliced from 3 exons. The record is from RefSeq and is a predicted model, not a curated record. Gene Ontology annotation, biological process: protein localization to plasma membrane; eisosome assembly. Gene Ontology annotation, cellular component: plasma membrane; eisosome. The coding region runs from base 251 to 772 and encodes 173 amino acids.
CUCCGUCACUCAGCAAAAGUAGCUCGAACUGCCAGUACAUCAUUCCACCUUCCACUCCGUUCCGUUGCUCUCCACCUUGACCGACAGCUACUUACACACAACUCUUCCUCCAUCACACCUUUUCUCUCACAGCUUCUCACCUAUCUGCUCAUUCCUGCACCUUUCCACAAGUACUCGAGUUACAGUACCACCUCCCACCACAUCCAAAACAGCUGUAUCACUUCCCCCAGGUCUCAAUCAAGCCGUCAAGAUGGUGUCUAGAACAAUCAACCUCAUUCUUCGGGCGGUCGAGUUCGUCUUCAUAGUCAUCAUCAUGGGCCUCAUCGGCAACGUCAUUGCCAUGGCCUUCGCCGGCAACCCCUCAUUGAUCAACUACGAUAUGUUCGUGGCGGCCUUUGGCAUGCUCUCGCUAUUCUACCUGGUAGCUGUCGCCUUCAACGACUCGUUUAUGGGCCAUCCCAUCUUCCCCGUUAUUGUCGACCUUCUCAACUGCAUUUUCCUUUUCUGCGCCGCCGUCGCCAUGGCUGCCGAACUCAAGGUGCAUUCCUGCAGUAACAAUACGUAUACCCUCCACAAUCACCUCACGAACGGCGCCCACGACAGGGAAGGCCGAUGCCGAGAGGAGCAGGCAGCUACCGCCUUCCUGUGGUUCGCAUGGGCAACCUGGAUGGCUAGCUUAUUCUUCUCCAUCCUUGAUGCUCGCAGCGGAGGUGUCAACCUGAGAGGCCCUGUCCGCUCUAGAGGUGCGCGCCCAGCAAUGUCUCAGGUGUAAACAUGUGAAGCAGAAUCUUUGGGAAACGGACAAUGAAAAGAGGCUCAAUCCUGCUUCUCCGACUCUGCGUCACGUAUGCUUGGAGACAUUCCCCGCCGCUCUUGGGAAAUUGACGGCUAACGUUCUGCAAAGUCUAAAUGUUCCCACGAUACGUCUCGCGAUCCAUGCUUUGCGAUAACUCCAAUGACGAUCAAUUUGCGGCAUACCAGUCUACAGCUAAGCUGGUCUAAUCUGGAAGACAAAAAUACCCGGCGUAUUACGAUUCGCCGCUUCUGAUCCGUCCUUCACCGGCGUUGGAAAUCACCCUCUGUCACUCUCUCUAGAACAACUACAUUUGCAUGCCUGGCAGCCUGCACGCCGCAUCGACAUACAACAUACCAAUCAUGAAGAUAAGAAAAGGCCAAAAAACCAAAGACAAUGCGGGACAUGGAAUGCUUGCUAUGAAUUGAAUGUGUGCAAGAUCUGGGUAAUGCAGAUGAUCCUCACAGGUCGAACUGCUCUUAAUGUGUAUGAUACAGCACAUGGUUUAUUGGGCGCUGCAUGACUUAUCUGUGACGGGGCAAGAUACUACCUCCAGAAGUAGUUUUUAGGUAGCAGUAAUGAAAGAGAAAUGCAAAAAUCAGACCA